Molecule: messenger RNA, 930 nt
Organism: Eremothecium sinecaudum
Lineage: Eukaryota; Fungi; Ascomycota; Saccharomycetes; Saccharomycetales; Saccharomycetaceae
Exons: 1
Coding region: 1-930 (309 amino acids)
Biological process (GO): Golgi organization; protein secretion
Cellular component (GO): Golgi apparatus
Source: RefSeq, a predicted model, not a curated record
AUGUGUAUACUUCUUGCCACAACGUGUCAUCCAGGGUAUAAAUUGAUUAUAAUAUCAAACAGAGAUGAAUUCUACGAGCGGAAGACGCAUGCAACUUGUUGGCGCAGCGGAGGUGAGAUACUAGCACCGUAUGAUAUGUCAGCGGCAGCUGGCUUCCAAACCGGUGAUGAUAGUACUUAUGGAACGUGGUUAGGCAUCAACAGGAAGGGCAAUGUAUCGGUCCUUUUGAAUUUGGAUGAGGAUUUUACUUUAAACAGCGCCUGCACAACUUGUGAUACAAGGCGAUCCCGAGGGGGUAUUACUAUUGAAUAUUUGAGAAACGCAGAACGGAAUAGUUGGGGGGAUUGGAACUCCUAUGAAAAAUUCAGUAGCAAUUGCCCAUUAGUGCUGAGUACAAAGGCGUUUACUUUGUUUUAUGGGGAUAUUAUGAAGGGUCAGUUUAAAGUAAUUGACUCAACUGGCCAUUCAGUCAAUCCAUUUGAACAGGAGUGUUACUUCGUGAUUUCCAAUAAUAACAUCAUCCCUCAGGAGCCUUUCAGGACUUGGAAAAAGGUCGAGGAAGGGAAAGCCCUCCUCAAACGCUUGGUUGAGGACAAUGUCUCGGCCUCGAAGGAGGAAUUGUUAUCCAAAUGCUUUGAUUUAGCUGCAACUAGUCAAUAUGACCGAAACAAAGUCAUCCAGGUCAAUGACAAUUCAGUUGCGAGAAGCAGCAUUUUCCUUCCACCUCUUAAACCAGUGGACAAGUCUAUGGUAGGAACUGCUGACACUAUAGGAGAACAUUAUGGCACAAGAUCCACUAUUGUAAUCCUUGUGGACAAUGAAGGACAUGUUACUGUUAAAGAGCAUACCAUUUAUGAUAGCGACUUCGAAUAUAAUAAGUACUCUGUAACUAAUCCAAAGCAGGAGCUAGUAUACGAGUUCGAUAUUUAA